This is a messenger RNA of Actinia tenebrosa (Australian red waratah sea anemone), 4027 nucleotides long. RefSeq lists its product as uncharacterized. The record is from RefSeq and is a predicted model, not a curated record. Gene Ontology annotation, cellular component: plasma membrane; cytoplasm; exocytic vesicle. Gene Ontology annotation, molecular function: neurexin family protein binding. Gene Ontology annotation, biological process: glycoprotein catabolic process; exocytosis. NCBI's taxonomy places the organism in Eukaryota, Metazoa, Cnidaria, Anthozoa, Actiniaria, Actiniidae.
AGUGAAAAAUAUCUUUAGGGCAGCAUCUUCUAACACGUAGAAUUUUUGCAGCAAAGCUCAAGUUACAUUUCAGCUGAUAGUCUUCCUAACGUAGGAGUUUCUUGUUCUUAAGUUGUGGUCGUGAGAAAUCCAAGAAAUUUUCACGCUGUACGAGCUAUUACCGAGCCUCAACUUAAGAGGUGUUAGAAUCCCUUAUUUAGUCCUGAUUUCCAAAAAUACCUGCGUUUGGUGGAAGAUAGGAGGAUUAAGAACAGGUUUGGAUUACGCUUAACGUUUCCAGUAAACAAACCACACGAUUCAAUUCAUACAACCAAAUCAUGUCGAGGUGGAAGCAGCUAUCGUCCCUUGUUAAAAGCAAGGAGUUCUUUGAUCGGGUACCUUCCAGCUACGUGUUUACACCGAACAGGGAAGAGGUUAUCAAUUCGAGGUUUCGUCUGCGCUACAGUACAACAUGUGACACGUACUAUCGUGAUUGGUCAGAUUCGAUCAGCCUCACUUCAAAUAAUGUAAUGCCCGGAUGGGAAAGAGGAAUCUUCGCAUUAGACUCUGUGUACAGAAACGUCGAUGAAGACUCUGGCGAGGUCUACUUCGACAGGAUCAAGGACAGCACAACAGGAAACCUAAAGUGGAAGUUUGAUUUCAGUGGGUGUGGUCUGCUGGUGGAUGAAAUCACUUUAUGCCUGAAUUACCUCGAAGAGUAUGGGGGAGAAAUCACCACUACUAUUGUAGGAGAUGCAGGGAAAAAGAGAGUAAGAUAUCUGAAAGGAGGAGAAUACAUGACAUACGAUCAGCUGCACAAUUCCAGUGUCAUCACCGUGGUUGUUCAUUUUAUUGGCGACCCUCAUCAAGUCACGAAACUAUUCCCUCAGAAAAUCAUGGGCGGUAUUGGUUAUCCAAUGGAUAUACUGAUAUCACUCAAGCCUCCGUUAGAAUCUUUGGGUAAACCAAGAAUACUGCUUGGUUUGAUGUACAGCAACGCGCAAGAGAUCCAAGUUGACGCAAGACAUUACAAAGAGACAGGCAGUACAGAAGCUGGUCGGGGAUUCCUUCACGUUGACUUCUACGAAGCCAAAGAUUUGCCACAACAGAAAGGAACGUUAGAAUCUGUUGCUAAAUGCUAUUUACUGCCAAACUGUAAGAAAGCCAAGUGCAAAUCAAGCUCUAGAAAAGGAAAGAAUCCAUUCUGGAAUGAACAGUUUUUGAUUGUCGGAGUAAGUUUCCUGGAAAUUAAGAAACAAGCGUUGGAAAUAUGCUUCUUGAAUAACCAUAAGAAGAAAAACAAAUUCUUCGGAGGACUGAGACURAGUAGGGGCUAUUCGAAAAUCAUGGCCGCCCAGGCAGAAAAAGCAUCAAAAGUUAUAACGCAGUUAUUUGCAAUGCCUCUUAAAAAAGAUGGCAAUGAAAAUGCAACCAAGGACAACAAAAAUAAUGACUCGGAGUUCACAACCUUGGCACGGUUUGCUAUAGCCGUGGAGAAGAAAGAAAAAAGAGCGUUUCACCUUGCACAGGUCAAUGGAAGCGACCCCUCCAAGGAAACAGAGGAACCAGUCCCGCCAAAGACGCCAUCUGUAAAUCCUGAUGUUGACAUCAAGAAAACUUGGAAUCUGACGAGUACCGAAGAACUUAACCACCUCGAUGCAUUAAAUGACAUACACACAAAAGAAAAUUCAUCUUGUUCAAAAAAAGGGGCCAAUACUCGCCGAGGUAAUGAUGUUGCAGGCAAUUCAAACUCACCCGAGUCUGUCUGCGAAGAGAAUUCUAAAGGUUCUGUGUCUACUGCUGUGAAUAAUCUACAAACGGGAGAUCCAGGGUUUCGAAAAACAUCAAUAGACGGAGAGUCGUGGACGAAACAGAAAGAUCAAACUUCUUCAUAUGAAUCAACUGACACUAAAAACACGAGAGAAACCUCCAUCAGUCUAGAAUCAAGUAAAACAGCUCAKAAGAAUGGUGGAGAGACGGGUAAUGGAAAGUGUAAAGAGAAUGGGUUAGAUGCUAACGGGAAUAGCGCAAAAACCAGCCUACGAAAGCCUUUGCAUCAAACCAAUGGGAAUUUAAAGCAAAGCGCUAGUAAGGUGUCUGAAAAGCAAAGCAAACCCACAGAGCCCGAGAAUAUUCGUAAUACCGAGAAUGAAAACGCGAGAGAAGAAAGUGCAAGUACAUCAAGCAGUUCCGCUGACUCGAACAAAACAUCAGAAAAUAACCGUUCCUCUACUAGUUGUUCAGCAGGGUUUUCCCAACGAUGGAAUCGAGCAGCUUCAGAGCGACAGCUUCAAAAGGAUCGAAAAAAAGAAGCUAAAAAGACUCAGAUAGAAAAAGCGCUGGGUGACAACCUGGAAUGUGUGAUGCUGGACGCAGUUGGGCUUGAGAUCAAACAAUGGGAAAAUAUGAUCAAUAAACCUAAACACUGGCAUUAUUGCUGGCAAAUACUUAGAAAAGAUAUGAUUCCAGUGCAUCAUUGUAACACAUAAAUCAUAUGACAUUCAUAGAAAUCUAACUCGAGUUUCUGUGGAAACAUUGCUAAUUACCUUUCAGUUUUUUACAAGCUUGGAAACAAGAGGAACCAUUUGCAUUGAAUUGAACGUUUUACUGAAUCCAUAAAAAAACGUCUUAAACUUUGGACUUUAGCCAAUCCUUUGCUAGAGGAGUUUUGUCAGCUAGUUUCGACCUUAAUAGAAAGAAAGAAUAGCUCCACCGAGGAGCUAUGUGAUGAAGUCAGAGACGAACAUUGACUGGCAAUGGUACAUGGCUAGUGCUUCUUUCACAAAAUAAACUGUACCUGUAUAUCCAAUCUAUCCAACUCAUAUUCACUGGGGUUUAAUUUAUGGAAUAGCUCGUUUUUAUACAUAAGUAAUAUAUUCUAUGUUUAGAGGCAAAGUCUUGGGGGAGGGGGAGGGUAGUGAAUGAUGAUUUCAGUCCCGCGCUAGCUUCGCCAAGACUCUGGGUUUGCCCAUAAUUCAAACCGAGAGACUCGUCUUCUGUUUAGCCUCUUGCCGCAAUCGCCUCACAGCGGCUGCGCAGAAGGCUACUUUUGUUGGGAUUUCGGUAUAAUUAUGUUUUUAUGAAUAGGUGGAUUAGCUCACUAAAGUUGUGUUAAUUAUUAGGGACCGUUCAUAAUCCAUUGCUUGGGGAGGGGCUCUUGGGAUUUUAAGGGAGUCCACUGGGUCAAUGCAAGCAGCACUUAUAUUAGGAGGGGAGGGGGCUAUAAAAAAUUGUGCACCAACUACUUACCUCAUAUUCUGCAAUUCUGAGAGGGGGGCACAAAAACAUCAGUUUGCGAAGGGGGGCUAAAAAAAUGGUGUUGUUUUAAACUUCAGAAUCCGUAUAUCUUCCAACCCCAAACCAAUAGAUAAUAAAUGGUCCCUUAAGAUAGUUAUGAAGAAAAAUUAUAACAAAUAUUCAAACAACAUUAUAUGUUUAGUCAUGCAGUAUGGUAACAAGAUCAUCAGUCGUUCACAUGUUGCUUGUUUUAAUAAAAAAAAGCGUUUGAUCAAACUGAAUGCAAGAUCCGGUCCGUUUAUAACGUGAUCCGGCGUGAUAAACUUCUCCCAAUGUUGACAUACUAUAGCCUAUUUUUUAGCUGUCUCUGGCUGCCUCUUGAGAAGAGUGGCGAAAUGUACACCCCGUGUGUUUUAAAAAGUCCUACUUUUGCUGUAAUUAAACCGAGAUAAAAAAGAAUUGCCAAGGGGAGUUCAGAAGUCCCUCCUCACUGACAGCCUUCCCUCCCCGCCACAAUAUAUAUCGAAAACACAAUUUAUGUUUAUGAGCAUUAUGGGUGGAGGUGUCGUACAGUACGUACGCUGCUAGUGCGUCGUCUUUCACCGCUGUGACUCCAACAGGUCGGGUCACUGGUGCUGCGGUCGCCACGUUUUUUUGAUGUAUCGUUCUCUCCUGCGCCAAGAGGGUUUUUCUCCUUGUUCUCCGGUUUUCCUCCCUCCGUAAAAUCAACAUGUGAGUCGAGCGUUGUGUGUAUAAAAUUGUAGAAAUGUAGCGGUAGUGAGUUUGAGCGAAAGCAGUCCCACAUCAGCAA